Molecule: messenger RNA, 2112 nt
Organism: Macaca mulatta (Rhesus monkey)
Lineage: Eukaryota; Metazoa; Chordata; Mammalia; Primates; Cercopithecidae
Source: RefSeq, a predicted model, not a curated record
UCUGCCCAACUCAGCCUCCCAAAGUGCUGGGAUUACAGGUAGAGUUGUUGGCAGACAUCCUGGGAUAAGAGAACCGUUUCCUGGAAAGUCUGUGCCUCCAACCAGCAGAGAGGGAUUGAGCUUCAUUGCACUCAACAGAGCCAGCAUUUCAUAGUACCAUGUUCAAGAGGAGGUUGAAGUGGCAUGGCAAUGGUUAGAGACUCUGCUGGACGUGAACACCCUCUGGCUACCUAGGGACCUGUGGGCCUGCCACCUGGUGCCCUCAUGGAGACAAGAAACCCUGGGUUGAACAACAUGAAGCCCCAGUCACUGCAGCUGGUGCUGGAAGAGCAGGUGCUGGCACUACAGCAGCAGAUGGCGGAGAAUCAGGCAGCCUCCUGGCGGAAGCUGAAGAACUCCCAGGAGGCCCAGCAGAGACAAGCAACCCUUGUGAGGAAGCUGCAGGCCAAGGUGCUGCAGUACCGGAGCUGGUGCCAAGAGCUGGAGAAGCGGCUGGAAGCCACUGGAGGACCAAUCCCCCAGAGGUGGGAAAAUGUGGAGGAGCCAAACCUGGAUGAGCUGCUGGUCCGACUGGAGGAGGAGCAGCAGAGGUGUGAGAGUCUAGCAGAGGUGAAUACCCAGCUUCGACUGCACAUGGAAAAAGCUGACGUGGUGAAUAAAGCCCUUAGGGAAGAUGUGGAAAUGACAGUGGACUGGAGCCGGGCCCGGGAUGAGCUAAUGAGGAAGGAGAGCCAGUGGCGGAUGGAGCAGGAGUUCUUCAAGGGCUACCUGAAAGGGGAGCACGGUCGCCUUCUCAGUCUAUGGCGGGAAGUGGUGACAUUCCGACGCCACUUCCUGGAAAUGAAGUCAGCUACUGACAGGUCAGUAUUUGACGGAGCUAAAGCUGAGCAUGUGAGGCUUUCGGGGUCCCUGUUGACCUGUUGUCUGCGCUUGACUAUGGGAGCACAGUCUCGGGAACCCAACGGAUCUGGAAGAAUGGAUGGGCGGGAGCCAGCCCAGCUGCUGCUGCUACUAGCCAAGACCCAGGAGCUGGAGAAGGAAGCCCAUGAAAGGAGCCAGGAGUUAAUACAGCUGAAGAGUCAAGGGGAUCUGGAGAAGGCUGAACUUCAGGACCGGGUGACUGAGCUCUCUGCUCUGCUGACCCAGUCUCAGAAGCAAAAUGAAGAUUAUGAAAAGAUGGUAAAGGCUCUGAGAGAGACAGUGGAGAUCCUGGAGACAAAUCACACAGAAUUAAUGGAACAUGAAGCAUCUCUUAGUAGGAAUGCCCAAGAGGAGAAGUUGUCUUUACAGCAGGUGAUCAAGGAUAUAACCCAGGUCAUGGUGGAAGAAGGGGACAAUAUAGCCCAAGGCUCUGAUCAUGAGAACUCUUUGGAAUUGGACUCUAGUAUCGUUUGCCAGUUUGAUUACCAGGAUCCAGACAAGGCUCUUACUCUGGUGCGUUCAGUGCUGACUCGGAGACGCCAGGCUGUGCAGGACCUAAGGCAGCAGCUUGCAGGCUGUCAAGAGGCUGUGAACUUGUUGCAACAGCAGCAUGAUCAGUGGGAGGAAGAGGGCGAAGCCUUGAGACAGCGGCUGCAGAAGCUCAGUGGGGAGCGAGACACUCUGGCAGGGCAGACUGUGGACCUCCAGGGAGAGGUGGACUCUCUCAGCAAGGAGCGAGAGCUGCUGCAGAAGGCCAGGGAAGAGCUGCGGCAGCAGCUGGAGGUGCUAGAGCAGGAGGCAUGGCGCCUGCGAAGGGCAAAUGUGGAGCUUCAGCUGCAGGGGGACUCUGCCCAGGGCCAGAAGGAGGAACAGCAGGAGGAGCUGCACCUGGCUGUCCGGGAGAGGGCGCGUCUGCAGAGCAGUCAAUUGCAGAGCUGUCGAGUUCUGAAAACACCCUGAAGACAGAAGUAGCUGAUCUUCGGGCUGCAGCUGUCAAGCUCAGUGCCUUAAAUGAGGCUUUGGCCUUAGAUAAAGUUGGGCUGAACCAGCAGCUUCUCCAGUUAGAGGAGGAGAACCAGUCUGUGUGCAGCAGAAUGGAGGCCGCAGAGCAGAUGAGAAACGCUUUGCAGGUAGACCUGGUGGAGGCAGAGAAGAGGCGGGAAGCCCUGUGGGAAAAGAACACUCACCUGG